Messenger RNA from Morus notabilis, 1673 nucleotides. RefSeq lists its product as uncharacterized. Bases 100 to 864 code for a protein of 254 amino acids. NCBI's taxonomy places the organism in Eukaryota, Viridiplantae, Streptophyta, Magnoliopsida, Rosales, Moraceae. The transcript has 5 exons. The record is from RefSeq and is a predicted model, not a curated record.
ACGAACCGGGCAAGGCCUUAUCUAGCCAACCAAGUUCACGGUAAUUGGCAACCGUCGAGUUUGAUUUCAGUUCAGAGACGGUGGCAGAGUGGUACGCAAAUGAGCUUAGCGCUCCUCCAAGGCUAUUCUUCUUCAGAAGAAGAAGCAAAAGCUCAUCAACAAGACCAUGAGCUUCUCCACCGCACCUCAUCCGACGACGAAGGCGGCGGCGACGACGAUGACGACGACGAAGAAGCCUCUGCCGCCUUCAAACGCUCCAUGGCCGACAGAUCCCUCUUCGAUCUCCCCCAAGCUAGCGCCUCCGGCCUCCCUUCCGCUUUCGAUGCCUUCUCCGAGGUUUCAGGACCGCCUGGGUUUUUGAAAAAUUCUGUUGAGGAGUAUGGUUCUUCUUCCACCGGAGACGUGGAUCAGCAGCUUGGGAUUGGCAGGCAUGGUCGCCGCAGGAAUCGAAAGGACAAGAAAGAUCUACCUGCUGGUGCUGUAAUGGAAUCAAAAGCCCAACUUGUGGGAAUACAUGAACGAGUUAGAAGUGAUAUAGAGGGUAGACAACCUCCAUCAUCAACAGUUUCAAGCACAACACAAGGAGGCGAGCGCGUGGUCUCUGCAGCCAAUCCAAAUGCAGAGGAUGCUGCGGAGCUACUGAGGAUGUGUUUGCAAUGUGGAAUACCGAAGACAUUCUCUAGUGCACGAGGAAUGGUAUGCCCAGUAUGCGGCGAUUGUCCUCCAGCUGACCCGAGCAAUGAGACGAAGAAGAAGGGUUCUGCCAUCAAAGACAAGGAGAAGAGUAAAAGGAUGAAGGGUCAAUCUUCUCACGCUACAUGGAAAAGUGAAACGGAGAUGCAACUUCGGCAGCAGUUCGAUUAGCAGUGGCGAACGAUCUGGGCACUCGGGGGACCUAAUCAACAAGCAUGGGUCUUGUUCUUCUUCAACUUCGCCAAACAGAGAAGCACGGCGAACCAACUCUUCCCCACAACGGCCCGAUUUAGCUUUCCUCCACAGCGGCGCGAGCCAAAUUUCUCCCGUGACGGUGCAAUCUAGCUCUCCUCACGUGCGACUUUCCAAGGCAGCACGAAUAACGUUCUUCGCUGUUUUCUCGUCCAAACGGCAAUAACAAAUUAUCAUUUCAUCAACUCUCGCGGCUGAGCUCUGUUGGUGGUGAUCUAGUUGCGACCCCAUGGUUCUCAACCCCUUUGCCUGAGCUCCAUCCAGUCUGAGGAAAUCUCACAGCUGAGCUCCAUUGGAUUCACGCCUAGAGGGUUGAUCACCGUAGGCAAGAUACGACGACAGUGGGCACAGGGUGUGAGAUCCUACAGUGAUGACAUGCAGAGGCCGAGCUACCGACGGCGAGGGGACCGCGGUGGCUAUGGGGAAGAUUCAGUUGUGGCCGCAGAUCUAACUUUUUUUUGGAGAACAAAAGUUGUAAUAACAUGUGGGAGGUUGUAUAUUACUUUAGUGCACUUUCAUAUUUUUUCUACCGUUGGAUUUAUAUUAGUGUACCCCAUCGGUAAGGGAUUUUUCUGCCCCCCAACAUAGGACAUUCCCAUCAUUAAAUAGUGUGGGAGAAAAGUGUGUGAGUUGGUUAAAGAGGAAAAUGGCACUUAUAUAAAUAUGUAUAUAAAAAAUGGUUUAUUAUCGUGCUUGUUUGAAAAGUUUAAGUGAGACGUGUCAAAAGA